GUGGUGAGGUGCUCCACUUCUUUGGCUGUGACGCUGCGCUGGCUCCGAGCCUGGAGCCUUGGGCCACGGGGGAGAGACAGCCUGACAGCGCUCUGACAGAAAGAAACAUUUCAGACCUGCAGAAGGAAAACCAUGGACAGACCAAUGGCUGCUGGCCAGCUUAAAGAGAAAUCAAUGUUCCAGGACAGUGAUGGCAGUUCAGCUCCUGCCAAGACUGUGUGCCAUAAUUGUUCAAAGCUAAAGAUAUUUCUUGGAGCUCUAGCUUUUUCCUUUUUUGCCAAAGGAUUUUCUGGAAGCUACAUGAAGAGCAUGUCCAGUCAAAUUGAAAGGAGAUUUGAAAUCUCAUCAUCGAUUGUUGGCAUUAUUGAUGGCAGCUUUGAGAUAGGUAUGUGUUCUUUGAAAGCGGUUAAGUUAUUCUCAGUAACUUUCACUCCAAAAAGAAAUCUGUAUUUUGUGCUUGCUCUCUCUCCUGUUGAUGCAGGUAACUUAAUGGUGAUGGUGCUGGUCAGCUACCUUGGACCAAGAGUUCAUAGGCCAAAAAUAAUUGCUGUUGGGUGUCUCAUCAUGGCUGUAGGAGCUUUUUUGUCAGUGAUGCCUCAGUUCCUAAUGGGACGUUACAAUUAUGAAAGGAUAACUGUUAGUGUGGACAACUCCACGAGUGUGUCAGCUUGCUCCCCAGGGGCUGAGGGCCCUCCAGCCACAGAUGCUACAGAAACACGCAGUACAGUGAUAAAUGCUGGAUGUGAGAAAACAACAAAUUCCUAUCUGUGGCUUUUUGUGUUGGUGGGGAACCUUCUACGUGGAAUUGGGGAAGCACCAAUUAUGCCUCUGGGAGUUUCAUAUAUUGAUGAUUUUUCUAAAGAAGAAAACUCGGCAUUUUACAUAGGCCUGGUGAGAUCCUCGGGCAUGUUUGGGCCAACGCUGGGCUUCCUGCUGGGCUCCUUCUGCGCCAGCCUCUGGGUUGACGUCGGCGUUGUGGACAUCGACGCCAUCAGCAUAAAUCCUAAAGACAUCCGUUGGGUUGGUGCCUGGUGGCUUGGAUUGAUUAUCUGUGGAGCAGUCAACUUCAUUGCUUCAUUGCCUUUCUGGUUUUUGCCCUAUUCCUUACCAAAAGAAGGAGAGAAUGAAAACUUGAAGAUUGGUCACUUGUCUGUUCAAGGAGAUCCCUGUAAAAUAGACCCACCAGCUCAGCCACAGCUGAAGUUCUCAGAGGCAGCAAAAGAUUUCUUCCCAGCACUCAAAAAGCUGUUUGGAAAUCCAGUUUUUGCGGUGUUCAUCUUCCUGACUAUUCUGCAGUACAAUUCCCUUGUUGGGAUAAUAACCUAUGAGACAAAGUUUAUGGAGCAGCAAUUUAAUGUAUCAGUGGCAAAAGCCAUCUUUUUAAUUGGUGUGAUACUUCUACCUGUCACAAUCCUGGGCAUGUUUCUAGGAGGCUUCCUGAUCAAGAAAUUCAAGCUUCACAUAACUGAAAUGGCCAAGUUUGCAUGCAUCACCUUUAUAGUGGCGUAUUUGCUCAACCUCUUGUACUUCACGUGCAGCUGCGAGGUGCUGCAGGUGGCCGGUCUGACAGCGCCCUACUCUGGAAUGAAGCACCUUUCCUCCAGCAAGCACAUUUACAUGGCCAGCUGCAACGCUGAGUGCAGCUGCAAGGUGGACCAGUGGGACCCUGUCUGUGGGGAUAAUGGGAUCACAUACAUGACAGCCUGCUUUGCAGGGUGUAAAUCAUCAUCUGGGACAGGAAGGAAUAUGGUGUUUCACAAUUGCAGCUGUGUGGAAGGACAAGGGCUCGGGCUUGGCAAUUCCUCUGCAGUUCUGGGACAAUGCCAAAGAGAAAGCUGUACCAAAGCCUUUCCCUAUUUUUUAGCAUUACAGACUGCAUGUGCAUUUAUUUUAGCCUUAGGAGGCACUCCUACAUACAUGAUUAUGUUUAGAUCUGUUUCUCCAGACCUGAAAUCCUUUGCUGUUGGGAUAGAAACUUUGGGUGGUAGAAUAUUAGGGGGACUCCCAGCCCCUAUUUAUUUUGGGGCCUUGAUAGACGAGACCUGCUUGAAAUGGGGGACAAAAAGCUGUGGGGGAUCGGGAUCCUGCCGAGUGUACGACACAAAAGAAUUCAGGAAUGUCUAUCUUGGCCUUAUUGCAGGACUACGGGCAGGAUGCUGUCUCUUGUACAUAGUGCUCUCUGCUUUAAUAAUGAAACGCUUCAAACCAGAUGGCAAAGAGAUGACAGAUAGUAAAAAUGCAGAAAGAUCAACCAGCAAAGAACCAGAUACUGCCAACAAAAGAGAAAUUCUUCCUGGUUCAAGAACCUCAGAGGACAGCGAGGAAACUUAUAUGUAAAAA
Lonchura striata (white-rumped munia) is the source of this 2340-nucleotide messenger RNA. Its product is annotated as solute carrier organic anion transporter family member 1C1. The record is from RefSeq and is a predicted model, not a curated record. Gene Ontology annotation, molecular function: protein binding; bile acid transmembrane transporter activity. NCBI's taxonomy places the organism in Eukaryota, Metazoa, Chordata, Aves, Passeriformes, Estrildidae. Gene Ontology annotation, biological process: transmembrane transport; sodium-independent organic anion transport; bile acid and bile salt transport. Gene Ontology annotation, cellular component: basolateral plasma membrane.